AUGGCGAGCAGUCCAACCUCACAGGAAGGACGAAGUGGCAGUAGCGGAGAUGGCAUGGAGAGAGGGAGAGUACUACAGGAUAGUGUCUUGGGAUACUAUGGGGAUGUGAUGAGAGGAUACCCUUCACACCCCCGGAGGUGGGAGACCCUGCCCCGCCUAGAAGCCGUCGUGAUUGAUAAAGUUGUCACUGAUAGCCAAGCGCUGGGACCCAUGAGGUCAUUCAGCGCUGAAAGGGAAACUGAGAGUAAUAAGGAGGAAAACCUGAAGCAGUUGUGGUAUGAAACAAAUGCAAGGAGAGGCCUGAGGAAAGUAAGACGGAAGAAAGAUAAUAUGAACGGAGUGGCCUUCUGUUUUACUCCUCCUUUACCAGUCCUCGUGGAGGAGGAGGAGGAGGAGGAGGAGGAGGAGGAGGAGGAGGAGGAGGAGGAGGAGGAGGAGGAAUCCUAA
This is a messenger RNA of Macrobrachium nipponense, 447 nucleotides long. RefSeq names its product protein FAM50A-like. The transcript is spliced from 4 exons. The record is from RefSeq and is a predicted model, not a curated record. The coding region runs from base 1 to 447 and encodes 148 amino acids. NCBI's taxonomy places the organism in Eukaryota, Metazoa, Arthropoda, Malacostraca, Decapoda, Palaemonidae.